Molecule: messenger RNA, 1997 nt
Organism: Tupaia belangeri chinensis (Chinese tree shrew)
Lineage: Eukaryota; Metazoa; Chordata; Mammalia; Scandentia; Tupaiidae
Gene: EPS8L3
Product: EPS8 signaling adaptor L3
Exons: 18
Coding region: 1-1716 (571 amino acids)
Biological process (GO): positive regulation of ruffle assembly; Rho protein signal transduction; regulation of Rho protein signal transduction
Cellular component (GO): ruffle membrane; vesicle; plasma membrane
Molecular function (GO): actin binding
Source: RefSeq, a predicted model, not a curated record
AUGUCCCGGCCCAGUAGCAGAGCCAUUUACCAGCACCGGAAGGAGUACUCCCAAAGCCUGGCCUCAGAGCCCACCCUCCUGAAGCACAGAGUGGAGCACCUGAUGACAUGUAAGCUGGGAACCCAGAGAGUCCGAGAGCCCAAGGAUGCCCUGCAGAAGCUGCAGGAGAUGGAUACGCAGGGUCGAGUGUGGAGCCAAGACUUGAUCCUGCAGGUCAAAGAUGGCUGGCUCCAGCUGCAGGACAUCGAGACCAAGGAGGAGCUGGACUCAUACCGCCUGGACAGCAUCCAGGCCAUGGAUGUGGCACUCAAUACUUGCUCCUUCAACUCCAUCCUGUCCAUCACAGUGCAAGAGUCAGGCCUGCCAGGCACCAGCACUCUGCUCUUCCAGUGCCAGGAGGUUGGGGCGGAACAGCUGAGGACCAGCCUACAAAAGGCCCUGGAGGAGGAGCUGGAGCAGAGACCCCGAUUUGGAGUUCCUCACUCAAGGCAGGACAGAUGGAGGGGGCCUCCUCUAGAAAGACCACUCCCCCCGGAGCAGGUGGCCCCUCUGGAGCGGCCACACCCUCCGGAGUGGAGGCCCCCCCUGGAACAGCCCCACCGGAUGACCCCGGAGCACAGCAUCCCACUAUCCCCACCGGUGUCCCGCCACCCCAGCAUGCGUGAACCAAGAGCCUUCACGCCACCUCCUCCCAGGCGCUCCCCACCCCCCGAAGACCCAGAGUGGUAUAAGGAGGUGCUGAACCAUGUCCUAAGUGACAUCGAGCUGUUCGUGGGAAAAAUGAAGGAGACCCAGGCUAAGAUCACAUAUAACAAGAAGAGGAAAUUUGGGAAAAAGAAGGACAAAGGCCAGAAUGGGGUGACACCGGCGGAGUAUAUCGAGUGCUUCCAGAAGAUCAAGUACAGCUUCAACCUCCUGGGGAAGCUGGUUGAUGAGCUGCAGGAGAUGAGUGCUCCAGAGUUUGUGCAUCUCCUCUUCCAAACCCUGAACUUGAUCCUGGAGCAGUGCCCUGAGACCCACCUAGCAGAGGAAGUGGUCUCACCCCUCCUCACCCCCGAAGCCAUCGACCUACUGCGGUCCUGCCUAAGCCCUCCUGAGAACAGCCUGUGGGAACGCCUGGGUGCAGCCUGGACCACCAGCUGGGCUAACUGGACAGGCAAUGAGCCCCCACCCUACCAACCCACGUUCUAUGAUGGCUGGCAGCCUCCAGAGCCCUCCUAUCAGGCACCCUUAGGAUACCAGGACUCUGUUUCCUCCAGGCCUUCUAGCCCCAGACCUGAAAAGCCAGCCUUGAAAAUGCAAGUUCUAUAUGAGUUUGACGCCAGGAACCCACAGGAACUGAGUGUGGUCCAGGGAGAGGUGCUGGAGGUUCUGGACCAGAGCAAGCGCUGGUGGCUGGUGAAGAACAAGGCUGGCCAGAGCGGCUACAUUCCCAGCAACAUCUUGGAGCCCCUUCAGUCGGGAGCCCCCGGAAGCCAGGACCAGUCACCCCCCCGGGGUCCAGUGCUUCGACCUACCUCAAAGCCUGAAGACGUCAUGGCCUGGCUGCAGGCAGAGAACUUCUCCGCUGCCACGGUGAAGGCCCUCGGGUCCCUGACGGGGAGCCAGCUGCUUCACAUGAGACCUGGAAAGCUACAGAUGCUGUGUCCACAGGAGGCCCCACGAGUCCUGGCACGGCUGGAGGCUAUCAGAAGGAUGCUAGGGAUGAGCCCUUAGGCACCAGCUGAGACACCUCCAAGGCCAAGGACCUCACACAUGCACAAUGGAGGCUCUGAUACCCUCUGGAGCCCUGAGACUUCCUCCUUAAGAUCCUCAGUGUGCAGCAGAUCCUACGUGCAGCUCCCGCAGCAGAGAAUGAGCAGGUCCAGUGGCCGAGGCAACUGACACCCCUUCCUGCUGUGGUGGAAGCCCUCCCACUUACUACCUAUUUAUUUUACCUCUUCCCUAAGCCUGGCGCACUUGCGCUAGGCUCGUCAGGAGUCUGUUCAGUCCCUACC